AAAGCCUUUACCAGGGACAGACGCUACGCUGACGUUAUUCCCUUCAGCCACGUCUUUGUCACGUGGCUUUGACAUCACUUUCUCCUGAAAGUGAGGACGUUCAGCAUUUUAAUGUGCCUGAAACAAAAAGCUGAAAAUCACAUCGCUCAUAGAAAGUUCUGAAGCGUCUGGCAGUUAUGUCUAAGCAUGUGUUUUUAACUGGACCCCCAGGGAUUGGAAAAACUACUCUGAUUCAGAAAGCUGUAGAAGCUUUAAAAUCAUAUGGCUAUUCCAUUCAUGGAUUUUACACAGAAGAAGUAAGAGUAGGCGGAAGAAGAGUAGGGUUUGAUGUUGUAACCUUGGCUGGAAAACGUGGUACCUUAUCUCGAAUCAGCUCUGGUAUACAAGAAAAGUGUAAAUACAUGGUUGGACAGUAUGCUGUAGACUCCUCUUUUGAACAACUGGCUCUUCCAGUACUUACAGAUGUAAGUAAAGAAAAGCACAAAACAAUAUGUAUCAUUGAUGAGAUUGGAAAAAUGGAACUCUUUAGCCAGUCAUUUAUUCAUGCUGUCCAAAAAACCCUGGAUUGUGAUACUGCUUUCAUAUUUGGGACUAUUCCAGUUGCGAAAGGGAAGCCGCUUCUACUUGUUGAAGAAAUAAAAAAUAGAGCAGAUGUGAGAAUAUUAAUGUAAAUUACAAGAGAAAACAGAGAUGCUAUUAUGCAAGAAAUAGUGACAGCAAUACAAGACUGCUGUAAAUAA
Molecule: messenger RNA, 740 nt
Organism: Xenopus laevis (African clawed frog)
Lineage: Eukaryota; Metazoa; Chordata; Amphibia; Anura; Pipidae
Product: cancer-related nucleoside-triphosphatase
Source: RefSeq, a predicted model, not a curated record